GGCGGACGCGCUCUCCGUGGUGCUGAAACACAAACACUCCGCGGAUCAACUAGUGAGGAACAAGGCACUCUUACUUCGCCACCUGCUCUGGAGCUACAUGCUAUUUGGAAGCUACAGUAAGAGGUUCUUACAUUAGCGCCUGACUGUGUCACAUCAUGCUGUGGAUGAAGUGGAAGGUGGUGGUGGACUCCCUGCGAGGACGGAGAAGGAGGAUGCCCUGUUCGCUCUGGUUCCUCCUGCUGUUCGCCGCCGGAGGUCUGGUACUCUUCAUACACCAGCGAGAUCUGUCUGAGAUGGUCCAGCAGCACGGCCCAGGCGUGAAGCUUGGAAGCACUCCACGGCAGUCCAGAGAGACUCUUUCAACACAGGAGAGAGAGAGAGAAAGAGGCAAAUCUGACAGCUACCAGGACCAUAAUGCAGCAGAGAGCAUUUUGUCCAGCCCGAUCCCUCCCAUGCAGUUUCCACACUUUGAGGACAGCAGACAGACGGCAACCCCUGGGUCUCGGGAGCAGGACAUAGGCUCCCUUCAUGUCUCCAAGAGGCACCGCAAACUGCUGAAAACGAGCCCCCCAAUCCAUCAAAACAUUUCCUCAUCUUCCUCUUCUUCGUCCUCUUCGUCCUCUGUCUCCUCCUCUGCCCCGGCCUUUAUGGGUUCUUUUUCCCCCGAGAGCUGGAAAAAGCUUUCUGACAUCCUAGAGGCACGGCGACAGCUGAUGAAAGAGAUGUGCGCUAAGUACAAGAGCAGCAUCUCCAGGACCAUCACUCGCCAUCAUGUUAAACAUCUCUUUGUGGAGGACAAGUACAAGCUGCUGUACUGCCAGGUGCCCAAAGCAGGCUGCUCCAACUGGAAGAGGACCCUGAUGGUGCUGGCGGGUCAGGCCCCCAACGCUCAGAGCAUCAAACAUGACACCGUCCACUACGGCCACCACCUGAAGAAGCUGGACAGCUUCGACCGUCAAGGAAUCAUGCAGCGUCUGGAGACCUACACCAAGGUCAUGUUUGUGCGAGAACCGUUGGAGAGAAUGGUGUCAGCUUACAGGGACAAGUUUGAAAAUCCCAACAACUACUACCACUCCCUAUUUGGGAAGCCCAUCAUCUCCAAGUACAGGGUGAACCCAUCCUGGGCGGCGCUGAAGACAGGCAGCGGGGUCACAUUUAAGGAGUUUGUACAAUACCUGCUGGACGUCCACCGGCCUGUGGGAAUGGAUAUCCACUGGGAGCAGGCCAACCAGCUGUGCAACCCCUGUCUUAUAGACUAUGACUUCAUCGGAAAGUUUGAGAACAUGGAGGAGGAAUCCAACUUUCUCUUGCGGUUAACCGGAGCGCCACCCAACGUCACACUGCCCAGUUUUAAAGACAGGAACCCAACAGAUAAGAGGACCUCUAUGCAGAUCACACAGAAAUACUUUACACAGGUCAGCGCGUUGGAGAGACAGCGGGUCUAUGACUUUUACUACAUGGACUAUCUGAUGUUUAACUAUUCCAAACCUUUCAAAGAUUUAUACUGA
This is a messenger RNA of Cheilinus undulatus (humphead wrasse), 1508 nucleotides long. Its product is annotated as carbohydrate sulfotransferase 8-like. The record is from RefSeq and is a predicted model, not a curated record. The transcript has 4 exons. Gene Ontology annotation, molecular function: sulfotransferase activity. Lineage: Eukaryota; Metazoa; Chordata; Actinopteri; Labriformes; Labridae. Gene Ontology annotation, biological process: proteoglycan biosynthetic process; carbohydrate biosynthetic process. Bases 156 to 1508 code for a protein of 450 amino acids. Gene Ontology annotation, cellular component: membrane.